AUGGGCUGUCUUUUUGGAAAAAAAUAAUUAGUUAAUCAAGAAAGUGAAAUAAGUUAAGAUAUUUCAAUAAAAUUGGAUUCUAGUGCUUUUAAUACACAAAACGAAUCUUAAUUCUUAGGUUCUAAAAAUUAAUAAUACAAGGCUAUCCAUGUUAUUCUUAAUUGACAAAAAAGUUAGGAGAGAUUGUUUAAUAAAAAGUAGGUGAAUGGUCACAAUAUGAAAAUGAGCUGAAUGAUCACAAAUAGAAAUUCCAUCAGUAUAAUCAAUUAAUGGAUGCAAUUAUGAAUGGUUAAGAGGUAUUGUAGAAUAUUAAUUAUUUUGAUCAGGAAAAUUGAAAAUAUUCCGCAAGAAUUUAAUACAGAUUUUAAAACUUGUCUUAUCAUAGAUAUUUAGACAGGAAAUUUAAAAAGUUAAGGAACUGAAACAUACUAUUAUGUAGCAAUCUAAUUAGGUACUAAAGAUGUUAAAGAACAAAAAACAAAAGCUUUAAAAAGUUCUUAAUACAUGCAAUGGAAUGAAAUAAUUAUUUUUAAUUUAGAUGAUCCAAACCUAAGCAAUCAAUUCAAACUUUAAAUAAAAUAAUAAAAUCAAGUUGGAGAAAAAAAAUCUGAAUCUGUUGGUCAUAGUAUCACAUUUACUUUUGAAGAACUUAAGGAAUAGAUUAUCAAUCAAAAAAUUAUUAGACUUAAAGAAAAAGAUGAAAUUAUUGGAAGUUUGUAAAUGAGGUAAUAAUACUUUGACUAUUUAGAUGUUAAUUGAUUCAUGAUAUCAAAGAUUUUGCAAAAUACUGGAAAACAGAGCUGAUAUAUAGAGGUUAAUAAAUUGAUAGAAUUUUGUAAAAGAGUAAACUUAAUUCAAGUGACAAUGAUGUUCAAUUCUAAUCUUUAAUGUCAUUUCAUUCAAAUAGAUAUCACAAUGAAACUGUGUAUGAUUUAUAAUUUGAAAUUUAAUGA
Messenger RNA from Paramecium sonneborni, 953 nucleotides. NCBI's taxonomy places the organism in Eukaryota, Ciliophora, Oligohymenophorea, Peniculida, Parameciidae. The record is from the annotation of a GenBank genome assembly.